AUGGGUAAGGAAUACGCGACUGGAUCUGGGGCACAGUCCCUCAUCUCGGUCCACACCCGGGACUAUGCUCUCGAGAUGCAAAAGUCGCCUUUUGGCGCCGGCACAGAGCCACUGGCUCUCGAGGAUGGCCAUCAACUUAAGAAAGAUCUCAAAUCUCGUCAUAUUACUAUGAUUGCCAUCGGAGGUGCCUUAGGUACAGGUUUGCUGAUUGGUACCUCGUCCUCGCUGGCAAAUGCCGGUCCUGGUAGUGUUUUGGUCUCCUACUCGUUGGUGGGCUUGGUUGUUUAUUUCGUCAUGUGCGCACUUGGAGAAAUGGCCAGUUUCAUUCCUCUUCCGGAAGGCUUUGCUGGUUACGCCAAGAGAUACUGCGACGAGUCACUUGGUUUUGCCGUUGGAAUCUCUUACUUGUGCAAGUACCUCAUUGUUUCGCCUAAUCAAAUGGUGGCAGGCUCACUGGUCAUGCAGUACUGGGUGUCUGCCGAACGCGUCAAUCCUGGUGUCUGGGUGGCCAUUCUCUUAGUGGUGGUGGUCUCCAUCAACUACUUUGGCGUGAAGUUCUUCGGUGAGUUCGAAUUCUGGCUCUCGUCGCUCAAAGUCCUCACUGUGCUUGGUCUCAUUUUGUUGCUGCUUUGCAUCAUGUUGGGAGGCUCCCCAACUCACGAUAGAAUUGGCUUUAGAUACUGGCACAACCCCGGCUCUUUUGCACCAUACAGUGGCAUCGAAAACCAAGGAACAGCAAAGUUCGUCGCAUUUUGGUCUGUCCUGGUGACUGCUGUCUUUGCCUACCUCGGUACAGAGCUGGUCGGUAUCACGUUCGGUGAGGCCAGAAACCCAAGAUAUACCAUCAAGAAGGCUAUCAGACUCACGUUCUACCGUAUCAUCGUCUUUUACGUUCUGUCUGUGUUUUUGCUUGGUUGCUGCGUCGCCUACAACGAUCCACAGCUGAUGACGGCCAAGAGCGCCUCAACCUCGGCAAGUGCUUCGCCUUUCGUGGUUGCUAUUAGAAAUGCUGAUAUCAGCGGGUUGCCUCAUCUAAUCAACGCUUGUGUUCUUCUUUUCAUUUUCUCGGCCACAAACUCGGACCUCUAUAUUGCAACCAGAAACGUUUACGCGCUCUCCGCCAACGGGAUGUUCCCAGAGAUCUUCUCCAGAACAAACAAGCGCGGUGUCCCUGUCUACGCUCUGAUCUUUGCCAGUUUGUUCUGUCUGCUGGCCUUUAUGGUGUGUUCGUCGUCUUCCUCGAAGAUCUUCAACUAUUUCGUCAACGUGGUGUCUAUCUUCGGCUUGAUCACCUGGAUCUCCAUCCUGGUCACCUACAUCUACUUCUGCAGAGCAGUCAAGGCGCAGGGUUACGACAGAAAAAAGUUUAUUUAUUAUGCUCCGUUGCAACCAUACGGCACAUGGUUCUCUCUGUUCUUCUGCUGCUUGAUUUCGAUCACCAAAUCCUUCACGGUCUUUAUUGGCGAGUUUGACUACAAGACUUUCAUCACCUCGUACAUUGGUAUUCCAGUCUUCUUGAUUGCUCUCUUUGGUUACAAGAUCAUCAAAAAGACAAAGACGGUCAAGCCUGAAGAGGCAGACCUUGUCACAUACAAGGAUGUCAUUGACCUAGAAACAGAAGAGUUCGAGAGACUUGAGGAAGAACGCAAGGCAGCCAGGGGCGGCAAGAAGGACCUGGGCUGGUUCUACGAUCACACAGUUGGUUAUGUCUUCUGA
Messenger RNA from Ogataea angusta, 1716 nucleotides. RefSeq lists its product as uncharacterized. Gene Ontology annotation, biological process: amino acid transmembrane transport. Gene Ontology annotation, molecular function: amino acid transmembrane transporter activity. Gene Ontology annotation, cellular component: membrane. Lineage: Eukaryota; Fungi; Ascomycota; Pichiomycetes; Pichiales; Pichiaceae. The record is from RefSeq and is a predicted model, not a curated record. The transcript has a single exon. Bases 1 to 1716 code for a protein of 571 amino acids.